This is a messenger RNA of Menidia menidia (Atlantic silverside), 7800 nucleotides long. Lineage: Eukaryota; Metazoa; Chordata; Actinopteri; Atheriniformes; Atherinopsidae. The record is from the annotation of a GenBank genome assembly.
AUGGUCAGUAAGGUUGGGAUCGGUAAGGGUAUGUUGUUGGCCUUUCCCGGGCUCAGCCGCCGCCCCGGAUUGGACAGCCGCCUUGCGGACGAUACCCAGCAGUCCACAGACGAACGCAACUAUCGCCGGGAGGGGCGUUGUCGGUACCCCCUAGAAGCCAUGUGGCGGUCCAGGGAUACAUAUCCAGGCUGGGCAGUUCCGGUCCCACGGAUUGCUAUGGCCGGAGGCAACCUUUGCACUUGUGAAAAUUACGUCAUGGUCAGGAAAAAAAAAAACAACCCUCGCAGAACAGCCAUCCCAGCCUAUAUCGUCGACUCGCCAGAGCAGCAGCUACUCUGUUUCGAAAAAAAAUCCGAGAAAAUGGACACUGCAGGAGCGAAAGUGCUUGAGACCGCGGAGGACAUCCAGGAACGUCGGCAGCAGGUCCUGGACCGCUAUCGACGUUUCAAGGAUUUGUCGAUUAUGCGUCGGCAGAAGUUGGAGGAUUCCUACCGCUUUCAGUUCUUCCGUCGCGAUGCCGACGAGUUGGAGAAAUGGAUUCAGGAAAAGCUGCAGAUCGCCUCUGACGAGAACUACAAAGACCCCUCCAACCUUCAGGGUAAACUGCAGAAACAUCUGGCCUUUGAAGCAGAAGUUCAGGCUAAUGCCAAGGCCAUUAUCAAACUGGAUGACACUGGAAACCAGAUGAUUACUGAAGGCCACUUCGCCUCAGAGACAGUUCGUAAUCGUCUCGAGGAGCUGCACCGCCUGUGGGACCUGUUGCUGCAGAAGACCAAGGAGAAGGGCAUGCGUCUGAUGCAGGCCCAGAAACUCGUCCAGUACCUGCGAGAGUGUGAAGAUGCCAUGGACUGGAUCAGUGACAAGGAGGCCAUGGCCACCUCUGAGGAGCUGGGCCAGGACUUGGAGCAUGUGGAACUUCUGCAGAAGAAAUUUGAGGAGUUCCAGACAGAUUUGGCAGCCCACGAGGAGCGUGUGAAUGAAGUGAACCAGUUGGCGUCCAAGCUUAUCCAGGAAGCACAUCCUGAGGCUGAGCUCAUAACUCGCAAGCAGGAAGAGGUCAACGCUGCCUGGGAGCGUCUUAAAGGUCUUGCCCAACAAAGGCAGACCAAGCUGUUUGGAGCUGCCGAAGUCCAGCGUUUUAACAGGGAUGUCGAUGAGACCAUCAGUUGGAUCAAGGAGAAGGAGCAGUUGAUGGCAUCUGACGACUUUGGCCGUGACCUGGCCAGCGUGCAGGCUCUGCUACGUAAACACGAGGGUCUGGAGAGAGACCUGGCUGCUCUGGAGGACAAGGUUAAUACACUCGGUGGUGAUGCAGAGCACCUGAAGCAGACGCACCCCCAAAAUGCCACCCAGAUUCAUCUGAAGAAGGAUGAGCUCGUCACCAAUUGGGAGCAGAUCCGAACUCUGGCUGCCGAACGCCGCGCUCGCCUGAUCGACUCAUACCAGCUACAACGUUUUACGGCUGACUUCAGGGAUCUUACAAGCUGGGUCACAGAGAUGAAGGCUCUGAUCAAUGCUGAUGAGCUGGCUAAUGAUGUCGCUGGAGCCGAGGCUCUCUUGGACCGCCACCAGGAGCAUAAAGGUGAAAUUGAUGCCCACGAAGACAGUUUUAGAGCCACCGAUGAAGCUGGCAAAGCCUUGCUCAGCACCGGACACUAUGCUUCUGAGGAGGUCAAGGAAAAGCUGGGGAGCCUUGCUGAAGAAAAGGAGUCCCUGCUUGAUUUGUGGGAGGUGCGCAGGCAACAGUAUGAGCAGUGCAUGGACUUGCAGCUUUUCUACAGGGAUACUGAGCAAGUUGAUAACUGGAUGAGCAAGCAAGAGGCUUUCUUGCUAAACGAAGACCUCGGCGACUCCCUGGACAGCGUAGAGGCGUUGCUGAAAAAACACGAAGACUUUGAAAAGUCCCUAAGUGCACAAGAGGAGAAGAUUACUGCUCUGGAUGAAUUUGCUACCAAACUUAUUCAGAACAACCACUAUGCCAAAGAGGAUGUGGCUACCCGCAGAGAUGCUCUACUCAGCCGCCGCAACGCUCUGCAUGAACGUGCUCAAUCUCGUCGCACCGCUUUGGAGGACUCAUUCCACCUGCAGCAGUUCUUCAGGGACUCUGAUGAGCUCAAGAGUUGGAUCAACGAGAAAAUGAAGACUGCCACUGAUGAAUCUUACAAGGACCCAUCCAAUCUGCAAGGUAAGGUGCAGAAGCAUCAAGCCUUUGAGGCUGAGCUGUCAGCCAACCAGAGCCGCAUCGAUGCGCUUCAGAAAUCGGGCCAAGAGCUGCUGGAUGGCAAACAUUACGCAUCCGCUGAGAUGGCUGGCCGCAUGGAGGAGGUCAGCUCCCAAUGGAAGAAACUGCUGGAAGCCACUGAGCUCAAAGGCAUUAAACUCCGCGAGGCCAACCAGCAGCAACAAUUCAACAGGAAUGUGGAGGACAUUGAGCUUUGGCUGUAUGAAGUUGAGGGCCACUUGGCUUCAGAUGACUAUGGAAAAGAUCUGACUGGUGUCCAGAACCUGCAGAAGAAACAUGCCCUGCUGGAAGCUGAUGUGGCUGCUCACCAGGACCGGAUCGAUGGCAUAACAAUUCAGGCACGCCAGUUCCAGGAAGCCGGGCACUUUGAUGCCGACAACAUCCGUAAGAAACAGGAGGCUUUGGUGGUUCGCUAUGAAGGUCUGCGUGGGCCCAUGGCAGCACGCAAGCAGAAACUGUCCGACUCACUCAGGCUUCAGCAGCUUUUCAGAGAUGUGGAAGAUGAGGAAACUUGGAUUCGUGAAAAAGAGCCUAUUGCUGCUUCAACCAACAGAGGCAAAGAUCUGAUUGGUGUUCAGAACUUGCUCAAGAAACAUCAGGCUUUACAGGGUGAGAUUGCAGGUCAUGAGCCCCGCAUUAAGGCCGUCACCCAGAAAGGAGAUGGAAUGGUCGAAGAAGGUCACUUCGCAGGUGAGGAUGUGAAAGCUAAGCUGGCUGAGCUACAUGGACGCUGGGAGACGUUGAAAGCUAAGGCUGCUCAAAGAAGACAGGAUCUGGAAGACUCUUUGCAGGCCCAGCAGUAUUUUGCUGAUGCAAAUGAGGCAGAGUCUUGGAUGAGGGAAAAGGAGCCAAUCGUUGGUAGCAUAGACUAUGGAAAAGACGAGGACUCAGCUGAGGCUCUGCUGAAGAAGCAUGAAGCUUUAAUGUCUGACUUGAGUGCUUAUGGCAGCAGCAUACAGUCCCUGAAGGAGCAGGCCCAGUCAUGCAGGCAACAAGUUGCACCAACUGAUGAUGAGACAGGGAAGGAACUGGUACUAGCUCUCUAUGACUACCAGGAGAAGAGCCCCCGUGAAGUCACCAUGAAGAAGGGGGACAUCCUCACACUGCUCAAUAGCACCAACAAGGACUGGUGGAAGGUGGAGGUGAAUGAUCGCCAAGGCUUUGUUCCUGCUGCCUAUGUGAAGAAACUGGAUCCCACCCAGUCCUCUUCUCGGGAGAACCUGCUGGAGGAACAUGGCAGCAUUGCAAUGCGCCAAGAUCAGAUUGAGAAUCAGCUUGUCACCAAGGAGGCCUGCAGCGUGUCUGUGCGCAUGAAACAGGUGGAGGAACUGUAUGGUACACUGUUAGAACUCGGAGAGAAACGUAAAGACAUGCUAGAGAAGAGCUGCAAGAAGUUCAUGUUGUUCCGCGAGGCCAAUGAGCUCCAGCAAUGGAUUAAUGAGAAGGAGAACGCCUUGACUAAUGAGGAGGUUGGCUCGGAUCUGGAGCAGGUCGAGGUUUUGCAGAAGAAAUUCGACGACUUCCAAAAAGACCUGAAGGCCAAUGAAUCUCGUCUGAGGGACAUAAACAAAGUGGCAUCAGAACUGGAGUCUGAAGGCCUCAUGGCUGAGGAGGCCCCCAUGGUUCAAACCCAACAACAGGAAUUACUUGGAUCUGCUCCUGGCAAGGAUGAAGCUGAUUCCAAGACUGCGUCGCCAUGGAAAACUGUACGCUUGGGUGUUCAAACAACGGCUAACUUUAACAGUAUCAAGGAACUAAACAAUCGUUGGAGAUCCUUGCAGCAGCUAGCUGAAGACAGGAGCAACAUGCUAGGCAGUGCCCAUGAGGUGCAGCGAUUUCACAGGGAUGCGGAUGAAACAAAGGAAUGGAUUGAGGAAAAGAACCAGGCCCUCAACACUGACAACUAUGGCCAUGACUUGGCCAGUGUCCAGGCUCUGCAGCGCAAACAUGAAGGCUUUGAGAGGGACUUGGCUGCGCUGGGGGAUAAGGUUAAUUCUCUUGGAGAGACCGCAGAGCGUCUGAUCCAAUCUCACCCCGAGGCAGUAGAUGACAUCCAAGAAAAAUGCACUGAGCUGAACACUGCCUGGAGCAGCUUAGUGGGACGUGCCGACCAGCGCAAAGACAAGCUGGGAAAGUCUCACGACCUGCAGCGAUUCCUGUCUGACUUCAGGGAUCUAAUGUCCUGGAUUAAUGGCAUUCGAGGACUGGUGUCCUCCGAGGAGCUGGCUAAAGAUGUAACUGGAGCGGAAGCCCUUUUAGAAAGACACCAGGAACACCGCACCGAAAUCGAUGCUCGUGCCGGUACCUUCCAGGCCUUUGAACAGUUUGGCCAGCAGCUGCUGGCUCAAGGCCACUAUGCUUCUCCAGAGAUUCAGCAGAAAGUGCAGGCUCUGGACCAAGAGCGGGCCGAUUUAGAGCAGGCCUGGGUUCAGCGCCGCAUGAUGUUGGAUCAGUGCCUUGAGCUCCAGCUUUUUAAUAGGGACUGCGAACAGGCCGAAAACUGGAUGGCAGCUCGGGAGGCUUUCCUGGCCAGCGAUGACAAGGGGGACUCCCUGGACAGCGUGGAGGCCCUCAUCAAGAAACACGAGGACUUUGACAAGGCCAUUAAUGUGCAGGAGGAGAAGAUUGCUGCUCUGCAGUCCUUUGCUGAUCAGCUAAUUGGAGCUGACCACUACGCCAAACCUGAGAUUUUUAACCGCCGCAAUGAAGUUCUUGACCGGUGGCGACGACUUAAGGCCCAGAUGAUUGAGAAGCGUUCAAAACUGGGUGAAUCCCAGACCUUGCAGCAGUUUAGCCGGGAUGUGGAUGAGAUUGAGGCGUGGAUCAGUGAAAAACUGCAGACUGCAACAGAUGAGUCGUACAAAGAUCCCACCAACAUCCAGCUGUCGAAGCUGCUGAGCAAGCAUCAGAAACAUCAAGCAUUUGAAGCUGAGUUGCAUGCCAACGCAGACAGGAUUCGUGGAGUGAUCGACACCGGCAACGCCCUGAUCCAGAGAGGAGCUUGUGCUGGCAGCGAAGAUGCUGUCAAGGCUCGGCUCAGUGCUCUGGAUGAACAGUGGCAGUUCCUCGUCAACAAGUCGGCUGAAAAAAGCCAGAAACUGAAGGAAGCGAACAAGCAGCAGAACUUCAACACUGGAAUCAAAGACUUUGACUUCUGGCUCUCUGAGGUGGAAGCCCUUCUUGCCUCUGAGGAUUACGGCAAAGAUCUGGCCUCAGUCAACAACCUGCUCAAGAAGCACCAGCUGCUUGAGGCUGAUAUUUCUGCCCACGAGGAUCGUCUGAAGGAUCUGAACGGCCAAGCCGACAGCCUGAUGGGCAGCAACGCCUUUGACACCUCACUAGUUAAGGACAAACGCGACACAGUCAACACCCGCUUCGCUAAGAUCAAGAGCAUGGCGGCGGGUCGUCGGACCAAACUUAACGAGUCCCACCGCCUGCACCAGUUCUUUAGGGACCUGGAUGAUGAAGAGUCUUGGAUUAAAGAGAAAAAGCUGCUUGUGGGUUCUGAAGACUACGGGCGCGACCUGACUGGAGUGCAGAAUCUGAGGAAGAAACAUAAGAGACUGGAGGCUGAGCUGGGAGCCCAUGAGCCAGCCAUACAGUCGGUGCUGGACACGGGGAAGAAGCUGUCUGAUGAUAACACCAUCGGCCAAGAAGAGAUCCAGCAGAGGCUUGCUCAAUUUAUUGAUCACUGGAAGGAACUGAAGGACUUAUCUGGAGCACGGGGAAAGAGGUUGGACGAAUCUCUGGAAUACCAACAGUUUGUGGCCAACGUGGAAGAAGAAGAAGCGUGGAUUAACGAGAAGUUGAAUCUUGUCGGUAGCGAAGACUAUGGUGAUACGCUGGCUGCUGUGCAGGGAUUGCUGAAAAAACAUGAAGCAUUUGAAACUGACUUCACUGUACACCGGGACAGAGUCAAUGAUGUGUGUGCUAAUGGAGACGACUUGAUCAAGAAGAACAAUCACCAUGUUGACAACAUCACUGCUAAAAUGUCCGCUCUGCGGGGAAAAGUGUCGGAGCUGGAAAGGGCGGCCGCUCAAAGGAAGGCCAAGCUGGAUGAAAACUCUGCCUUUUUGCAGUUCAACUGGAAGGCUGACGUGGUGGAGUCUUGGAUUGGUGAGAAAGAAAACAGUCUCAAGACCGAUGACUAUGGCCGUGACUUGUCUUCUGUGCAAACUCUGCUCACCAAACAGGAAACAUUUGACGCCGGUCUCCAGGCCUUCCAGCAGGAGGGAAUCACCAACAUUACAGCUCUGAAGGACCAGCUGCUCGCUGCUCAGCACAUCCAGUCAAAAGCCAUCGAGGAUCGCCACGCGUCUCUGAUGAAACGCUGGAACCAGCUCCUGUCCAACUCUACUGCUCGCAAGAAGAAACUUCUUGAAGCCCAGGAACACUUCAGAAAGGUUGAAGACUUGUUCCUGACCUUUGCCAAGAAGGCGUCUGCAUUCAACAGCUGGUUUGAGAACGCAGAGGAGGACCUCACCGAUCCCGUGAGGUGCAACUCUCUGGAAGAGAUCCGGGCCCUGCGCGAAGCCCACGAGGCGUUCCGCUCCUCACUGACCUCAGCCCAGACCGACUUCAACCAGCUGGCAGAGCUGGACCAGCAGAUCAAGAGCUACCAGGUGGUGUCUAAUCCCUACACCUGGUUCACCAUGGAGGCCCUGGAGGAGACGUGGAGGAACCUGCAGAAGAUCAUUAAGGAACGGGAGCUGGAACUGCAGAAGGAGCAGAGGAGGCAGGAGGAAAACGACAAAUUGCGCCAAGAGUUUGCACAGCACGCAAAUGCUUUCCACCAGUGGCUACAGGAGACCAGGACAUAUCUUCUGGACGGAUCGUGCAUGGUGGAAGAGUCUGGUACCCUGGAGUCCCAGCUGGAGGCUACCAAGCGGAAGCACCAGGAGAUCCGGGCCAUGCGCAGCCAGCUGAAGAAGAUUGAGGACUUGGGCGCAGCGAUGGAGGAAGCCCUGAUUCUGGAUAACAAGUACACGGAGCACAGCACGGUGGGCCUGGCCCAGCAGUGGGACCAACUGGACCAACUGGGAAUGAGAAUGCAGCACAACCUCGAGCAACAGAUCCAGGCCAGGAACACCACUGGUGUGACGGAGGAGGCUCUUAAGGAGUUUAGCAUGAUGUUCAAACACUUCGACAAGGAGAAGUCUGGCCGUCUGAACCACCAGGAGUUCAAGUCAUGUCUUCGCUCGCUGGGCUACGAUUUGCCCAUGGUGGAGGAAGGAGAGCCCGACCCGGAGUUUGAGGCCAUACUUGACACCGUGGAUCCAAACAGGGAUGGAAACGUGUCACUACAGGAGUACAUGGCAUUCAUGAUCAGCCGGGAGACAGAGAACGUUAAAUCCAGUGAGGAGAUUGAAAGCGCUUUCCGAGCUCUCAGCUCUGAAAACAAGCCCUACGUCACUAAAGAAGAGCUCUACCAGAACCUUUCCAAGGAACAGGCGGACUACUGCCUCUCGCAUAUGAAGCCUUACCUGGACAGCAAAGGACGCGAGCUUCCAUCCGCUUUCGACUUUGUUGAAUUCACCCGCUCGCUGUUCGUCAACUGA